Messenger RNA from Magnolia sinica, 1147 nucleotides. RefSeq names its product protein LURP-one-related 6. The transcript has 3 exons. Lineage: Eukaryota; Viridiplantae; Streptophyta; Magnoliopsida; Magnoliales; Magnoliaceae. The record is from RefSeq and is a predicted model, not a curated record. The coding region runs from base 139 to 756 and encodes 205 amino acids.
UUAAUCCCUACAUUUCGAGUACCAUCCAAGAUCGUGAUCGUUGGGUUGAGCUCGUAGCUUAAUUGGACGGUUGGGAUCGUGUUGAUUGUAGCUUAUCUUUCAGAAAAGAGCGGUUCAGAUCGAAGUUUAGUAGAAAAAAUGGCUGUAGUGACCAAUCUUACACCUGUAGUAAGCAAGCUCUUCUGUUCCUCCACCCAAGUAGAUUUCAUAGUUCGCAGUAGGCCCCAUGUCGUGAACGGUGGAGGUUUGGUGGUCACUGAUCGUAGCCAGAAGGUGGUCUUCAGGAUCGAUGGAUGUGGGACCAUUGGUUCCAAGGGAAAGCUGAUACUUCGAGACGGGGACGGCUCAACGUUGCUCUUCAUCCGACGAAAGGGUGGCACUGUUCAGGCGUUGAGCGUGUACAAGCAAUGGAAAGGGUACCAGAUGGACUAUGAAGGUGAAGAAAAGUUGGUUUUCUGUAUCAAAGAGCCAAACUCAUGGAUUGCAAGAACCAAUAAAAUCAGAGGUUGUAUUGAACCCAAGAAGCCAAAUGUGGACUGGGAUUUCGAAAUCAAGGGCUCUUUUGUCAACAGAGCUUGCAGCAUUAAUGACCGUCGAGGAAAUAUCGUGGCCCAGAUGAGUGCAUGGGAAGAGGCUGAGUCUCUGUCAAGCAAAGAUGUGUACCGUGUUCUGGUACAACCCGGCUUUGACCAGGCUUUCGUGUUUGGAGUCAUUGCCGUUUUGGACAACAUCCACGGCGAAUCCACCAGAUGCUAAAAAUCAAAGUUAGAAUAACGUAGUCCGUGAGACUACCGAAUGGGCCACGUUGAUUUGUGUAAGACCCAUGUCAAGGGGUAGGCCCCACCUUGGAUAGAUCAAAAGUGGUCCUACUUUUUCUGCAAAAAUAGAUCCUAGCCAUUGAAAAAUGGAGUUGAGUGCUAACUGGUGACCGUCAUUAGAUUUAAUUUGUACAUAGAUCGGAUGGAUACGAUCAUUCGUACAACUUUAUGGUGGGCCUAACUCUGGAUAUGUAUACGAUCAAGUACUCCGCGGACUAUAGUACUAAUGGAAAGAGAGAUUAUUCUUUAGAGUUUUAUGUAAAUAAGCAAAUCUCAUGUAUUAAGAAAGUGGAGAAAUUAUCUUAUAAAAAUAUUCUGCUUUUUAUGUA